AUGGCCGAGCCAUAUGCGACGAAGGACGCGCCGAAUGACUUGUACGACGCAGCGUUCGACGCAGAGAGCAGCGCUGCGACGCCCAAUUCGCACGACGCCGAGGACGCGGCCAUGAUUGCGUCCGUCAUGCAAGAAAUCGCAGCCGACGACGCGUCCGACGACGGCAGUAGCCCCAACCCGCUCCAGUACGACGACGAGUUUGAAGACGACGACGACGCGGCGCUGGACGCCGACGCCAACUACUUGGCCGAACACACAGAAUAA
Messenger RNA from Saprolegnia parasitica CBS 223.65, 264 nucleotides. RefSeq lists its product as hypothetical. The transcript has 2 exons. The record is from RefSeq and is a predicted model, not a curated record. Bases 1 to 264 code for a protein of 87 amino acids. Lineage: Eukaryota; Oomycota; Saprolegniomycetes; Saprolegniales; Saprolegniaceae.